AUGGAAUCGACGAGUUCACUUUCGGAUCUACACAAAUAUGCUGAAAGGCGUUUUGGCCGAUCGCUGUUAAUACCCGUAGACGAGGAGUUUGUUAAGGCAGUUCAUCCACCAGUUCCCUCAGAAGCAAGUGAAGUCGCACCCGCUGUUGAUUUCGUGGAGGCGUACAGAAAUUUAGUGUCGCGUAAUCUCCAACGAAAGCGAACUGCGAAUAACGCUCCGACUUCGCCUGCUUCAUCAGGUGUUCCCAAAUUUAUUUAUGCACACGCGGCUGAAGCUGUCGUCGGCACUCGUGUGGGUGAAUUCAUGGGGCCGUUGUGUUCACCCUUGCGAAAGUCUCACGCGAGUAUGCUGCGGUCUGCACCAUAUUUUGUUACAGAGAAAAGCGAUGGCACGCGAGUUGUACUCGUUUCGCUGAUUGCCCCUUUAGGCCCCUCUUGGAGUAUUGAAGACAAGAAUGGCGGUGAUGUCCUUCUCAAACACGUAGGGCGGUUGGAUGAUGUCGUGGCUUUGGAGGAAGCUAGGCAACAAUUGUGCCAAGAAAACACCGCACAAGUGGGUGACCUACACCAGAAAAUCCACCUUUCUUUCGGUCACUUCGCUGUGGAACGAUGGCAUGAGAAGUCAUCUUAUGGCACCGUUGAGUUGUUUGCUCUGAGGUGUUGUGAAAAUGGUUCAUCGUCGUCACAAGGAGGUGGUGACGUCAUUAGAGCUGAGCGGCUCAUUGGGAAGCGCCAUAUGGCAUACUGCUUUGACAGAUCUAUGGACUACGCUUAUCUUUUGCUGGAGGAGCACGCCGUCCCCUCACUCCAUUCCUUUGUGGUUGAUGCAGAGCUGAUGGUCCCCAUACAAAAGGGGUCUGCGAGGUUGCUUCUUGGAUGUUUUGAUGUAUUUCGGUAUGUCAUAGUAGGUGAAAGUGCCCCACGUGAUGUGGUGCUGACACGAGCCCACACAUCAGCGCGGCAUGCAGCACUCAGGAAGGACAUUAUUGAACCCAUGGAAGAGUUCCAGCGGGGGACAGUUGGGGUACCGCUACUGCGCAUCUUCGCGAAGGAAAUGUUUCCCUUGAAUAAAUUCGGCGACUGUGUUCUGCGACUUCGAUGCGGAGAGAGCGCCAACCACAUAGGUGGCGUGGUCUAUCUCUACGAUGGCCCUUACGGGUGGACGAAGAGUGAUGGUUUUAUUUUCACUCCAGAGAAGUUCGAUAUCUUACAGGGUGCCAGCAAGACGCAGCUCAAGUGGAAGUGGCCCUCCAUGCUUUCCGUCGACUGGAGCCUAACAGCGUUCGAAGGACAAAAUAACUUCUUCGUGGUUGACUCCUUCUUCCGCAAGAAAAGGUUCGGACACCAACCUGACAGCUGUGGUCAUGUGCGUCUUUCUUCCAAAAUGAGUCUACUCAACCCGUUUUCCCUGCCCAUUCCCACCAGAGGCUCUGUAGUGGCAGAGUGCGUAUUUGACCGGGAGCAGAAGUGUUGGUCUAUUGAACGCCUGCGCAAUGACAAAGCCGAAGCCAACUCUAUUGUAACCAUUAUUUCGGUGAUGGAAAGCCUAGUGGAGGACAUAACUCUUAGCACCCUUUUCGACCUCAUUGGGCUUAACGAUACGCCACUUCCGUCUGAGAAGGUGCAUGAAUUGGAGAGCGCAGCCGAUAUGGUUAAUCGCGGCGGCGAAAGGGGUAAUACGGCUGCGAUUCAAGAUGUCGAGGAAAAGCAUGAAAAAAAGAGGUGCCAGUUUACGCUCCGUGCCACACAACUGCAGGCGCAGGGUGAGCAUGAAAUUCACCUUUACUGGGCCGUACGCUUACCGUCGGAGAAGGCGCAUGUGCCGUGCAUCCACUGCAAGGUCAGUGAGUGCACAGGCUUUGGUUUUGCUUGCCCUGCAGAGGAUCCUACAUCACGGCUGAGGGAAUACCUAUAUAUAGCGCUUGCCAAUGCCGGUGGUAGCUGUGCGUGGUCCGACUUCACAGUGGAGGCAGUAUUUAACGGCGGGACGGGGCGGUGGAAUAUUGCAUCAAUGCAACCUAAUGGGGACAACAAGAGGUCGACAUGUGUGGGUGUCAUUCACCAUUUGCAGUGGCUUCUUCAGCGAGGGGUCGACAGCGCUUCGCCAGAGUCAACUGAGACUCCUGAAAGAGUCAUACCACUGCACCUACAGGGAGUAGAGCGACCUGCAGUUUUACAAGUGGAGCAAGUAAAUGCACAUUACGCUUGCAAAACGAAGGAACUAUCAACGGGAAAGAAUCGUAGCAUUCUACGGCAUUACAACAACUGGAUAAAAGGCGUACUGAUUAGCACCUCUGUUUCUUACCUGAGGUCGAAUAAUAAGGGCGGUGAGUUUGACAACGAUGGUAUGGUGGUGGCUGACCUGUGUUCGGGUCGCGGUGGGGACCUUCACAAGUGGAGGGCUCACCAACCGAAGCUGCUGUUCAUGACGGACUGUUGCUUGGAGGCGGUGGCGGAGGCUGCUGCACGCUACUCCAUUACCAAGGGAUUAAGUAUAAAGGUUGUUCCUCACGACAAGAACCCUCCUGGGAUACGGGCCCAAUUCUGUGUGUUGGAUGUGUUCGAUGAGAAGGGUUCUUUGGUCACCAAGCUUGAGGAGUUCCUGAAACAGUGCCAUGAUGGCGGGAAGUUGGAUGUUGUAUCGUGCCAGUUUUCCAUUCACUACGGUUGUAGCAACGAGGAAAGAGUUCGAGUGUUCCUUUCAGCCGUUUCUUCCACUUUGAAGAGUGGUGGCAUAUUCAUUGGAACUACGGUAAGUGACACUGAACUACUACGUCGUCUGCGACAGUAUGGGACAACAUUCGGUAACGGAAUCUACACCGUGCGAUUUCCCACGGAUGCGGUUCCUAAUGACUCAUUUGGAGUGGAAUAUUCGGUGUCGUUUGAGAGUAGCGUGAGUGAGAUGCCCGAAUACCUGGUGCCGUGGAACCGCUUUGUCAACCUCUGUGGGGCAUAUAACCUUCAGCUCGUGGAAUCUUUUGGGUUUGUGGAGUACGGCGACAUGCACUAUAACUCAGCAUUGGGACAGGAACUUCGGGAUGCAUCGAUGAACGGGGGAAGACGCGAUAGUGAUGGCCACUUGCGGCUGCGGUUAUCACCAGACGAGGCUGAGGCAGCAGGACUCUUCAGAACCUUCUUGUUCGUCAAGAUUUGA
Molecule: messenger RNA, 3153 nt
Organism: Trypanosoma brucei brucei TREU927
Lineage: Eukaryota; Euglenozoa; Kinetoplastea; Trypanosomatida; Trypanosomatidae
Product: methyltransferase, putative
Exons: 1
Coding region: 1-3153 (1050 amino acids)
Biological process (GO): 7-methylguanosine mRNA capping
Cellular component (GO): nucleus
Molecular function (GO): mRNA 5'-cap (guanine-N7-)-methyltransferase activity
Source: RefSeq, a predicted model, not a curated record